Rhizophagus irregularis DAOM 181602=DAOM 197198 is the source of this 1837-nucleotide messenger RNA. The record is from RefSeq and is a predicted model, not a curated record. NCBI's taxonomy places the organism in Eukaryota, Fungi, Glomeromycota, Glomeromycetes, Glomerales, Glomeraceae.
AAAAAUUUUAAGACCCUUUUUUUUUACAAAAUUUAUAAAUUCUAAUUAUGAAUGAUAUUCGAAAAGAUGUUGUUUGGGCUGCUUUUAAUAAAGCAUAUGCAUUAUUGGAUCCCACUAUAGAUAAUUUGGAUAAAGAAUAUGAAUUUAAAAAAAAAAUUGUUCUUACUGAUGAAUCUCUUACAGAAGAUGAAAAAUCAGAAGUAAUAAAAAUGUUGAAUAAAGAUUAUGACGAUCAUAAAAUUAUAAAUAAUGAAGGAACAAAAAGAAUUUGUGAAAAUUGUCAAGAUGAAUGUUUAGCUACAUUAUAUUGUGAACAUUGUGUUCGAAAUUAUUUAAAAGAAAAUUUUUCAAAUUGGACAUCUGGAAAUAAUGAUAUUGAUAAUUUGAUACAAAAAUAUCAAAUGGAAAUGUAUGAUCCAGAAAGGAUUGUUGAAUGGAUCCCAUAUAAUAAUUUACAAAAUAUCAAAUAUUUAACUAAAGGUGGAUAUUCUGAAAUUUAUACAGCAGUUUGGUUAUGUGGAUGUUAUUAUGAAUGGGAUUCUAAAGAAAAACAAUUAACAAGAUUAGGUGAUCAAUAUGUAAUACUUAAAGAGUUAGAGAAUGUUGAAAAUGCUAAUAGAAGUUGGUUUGAAGAGAGCAAAUCUCAUUUAACUAUAAGUAACAAAUGGACAGACGUAGUAAGAUGUUAUGGUUUAACAAAAAAUCCAUUAAGUGGAAAUUAUAUGCUUGUAAUGAAUAAUAUGGAUAUGGAUUUAAGAACAUAUCUGAAACAAAAUCAUAAUAAACUUAUGUGGAAAGAAAGGAUACAUAUUGCUUAUGAUAUAAUAGAUGGAAUUGACACAAUUCAUAAAGAAAAUGCGAUACAUAGAGAUUUGCAUUCUGGUAACAUAUUAAAAAAAAGACAAAGGUAUUAUAUUAGUGAUCUUGGAUUUUGUGGACCUGUUGAUAAACCAUUAAAUAGUGUUUAUGGAAAUCUUCCUUAUAUAGCACCAGAAGUAAUUAAUGGAAAAAAAUCAACUUUUGCAUCUGAUAUUUAUAGUAUUGGUAUACUUAUGUGGGAAAUUUCAUCUGGACAACCACCUUUUAUUAAUUAUGAAUAUAAUUAUGAUCUUGCAAUGAAAAUAGUAAAUGGAAUGAGACCAAAAAUAAUACCAGGAACUCCUUUAGAAUAUAAAAAAUUAAUGGAACAGUGUUGGAAUGCUGAUUUAACAAAGAGACCUGAUGUCUAUACAUUAUGGAAAGAAGUAAAGAAAUUAUUAUUAAAAUUUCAAAGCUAUCAAGAUGAAAGCCAAAAACAAAUAAUUUCCAAUCAACAUCAACAAUUAAGUAAUUGUUAUUUAGUAAACUCAAUUGAUUCAAUAAACAAAAAUUAUACUAGUAAAACUUAUCAAUUUGAAAAUUUCCCUGAACCAAAAAAUGCAACAGAAGAAGAACAAGAAGUAUUCCAUAGUAAACCUUAUAGUUUUAAUAUUCCUAAUAAUAUUGAUGAUAUUAUUAAUAAUUCAAGUAAUGGGAAAAAUAUUAACACAAAAUCAAAUAGUAUAUAUAAAGCAUUUGGGAAAUUAGAAAUCAAUUCAGAUUAUAAUAAUCAAAAUGAUUAUGGAAAAGAAACUUCUGUACAACAAACAAAGAAGCAUCCUUUGAAUAUAAAUGAUGAUAAUGACAUAUAUGAUAAUUCAAAUUCUCAUUUAGAAAAGCAAGAUAAUUUAAAAACUUCUAAUGGUAAAGUUUCUAAGAAAAUUAAAACAUCUUAAAAUUUAUUUUUAAAUUAUCUCAAUAUUUUUUCCCGAUUUUUUUUUUAAAAAAAAUUAUGUAUUAUUACAUAUUUUUUUUUUUU